UUUUUAAUCUGGUUGACAGCGCGCAUGCGCCUGAGAGGACGGACGGGUCUGUUCGGUGAAGGCGAAUCAUUCUCGGAGUUUGAGGGAUCACACAUAUUUCCAUUUAUUUUAUUGAGCAUAUGUGGCAGGCAGUCACGAAACAAAGGAAACCAUGGAAGCCACUUACAGAAAAAAAUCAAACCCCACCCUACCAGCAUCCUGAACACCACCAAGACCAAGACUGAUUGCCAAGAACAGACAGAGAUGGAGGACUUUCAUUGCUGCCCUAAACACUGGCAGUGUAAUGGGCUGAGUUAAACAACCCUAGCAACACCCCUGCGGAGAGUGGAGGAACUGGUGCACUCAGCAAGACCACACAGUCAAGGAGAGGAUGUGCAAACAUUUCCCAGUUAGCAGCCGAUGUCAGGACUGAACCUACAUCUCUGCAGAGGGUAUGGAUCAGCCAUCAGGGUCUAAUCAACCCCAGCCACUACUUGAUGAUAACGGCAGCUUAAGUUUUGAAAUUACUGAUGUUGAAGGCGAAUGUCAGAAUGAUAGCUGUCAUCUUGAUUCAGAAUCAAUUUGCCAAGCAAAAGAAGAGUUAGAAAGAUGGCAGAAGAAACUAGACAAACUGGACAAGGAAAAGGUAGAGCUAACUCUUCAAAAGUUGGAUGCAGAUGAGAAGAAAAACAAGGCUGAAAAUGAGCUAAAAAUUGAACAGGAAAAUAGCAAACACAAUCGUCAGAAGGCAGAGCAAUCCAUUAAGGAGAUGAUCCACAACAAGAUGCAAAAAUAUGACAAACUAAAAGCUGAGCUAGUUCAACUUGAAAAUGAGCUUCAACUUAAGCAAGAUCUGUGUGACUCUCUUUGCGAUAAGUUCAAGUUUAAGAUUAAGUUACCACAGAUGGACAUGAAGUUUGUCAAGUCCAAACAAAAUGUGCCAGUAGAUCAAGAGACGGAUGAGUUCCUGUAUACAAAAGGCAUCUAUACCAUCAUUCCGAAAAUGUCAGUGCUCCUUCAGAAUGGACAGGCCUUAAUCACAUUUGAAGAGGAGCAAGUUGCACACAGGAUUCAAAGAAUAGGCAGACAUCAUGUAGACCUCCAGUCUGAAAAAAUACAAGUAAAUGCUUAUCCAGUCAAACUGGAUGCAACACAGCAUUUUCAGAUACAUCUUGAUAUCUCCAUGAAUAAAGUCAGGGUUUCUGAAAUCCCGGAUAUUAUUCCAGAGGAACAGAUGAGGGAUAAGUUGGAAAUAAGCUUUUCAAAGCCGAGUCUAGGUGGAGGGGAGGUGGAGAGUAUCAAUUACUUCAUCUCUUCUGGAACUGCAGAGAUCACAUUCGUGGACAAAUGGGUUGCUCGGCGUGUCACAGAACUGAAGAAAUAUCCACUUCUGAUAAAUGGGCAAGUAUAUUGUAUGCUGACUGUGGAAUCAAUAACGAACAGUUACUUGCAGAAAUUUCAGAAAUUUAAUGGUGUUUGCAAGAGAACGCUGCUGCUAUCUGAUAUCAAGAGCACAAUGGAGGAAGAAGAAUUACAAGACAAGCUUAAGAUCCAUUUUCAGAAACCAAGCAAACAGGGUGGUGAAGUUGAGGAUAUAAAUUAUGUCCCAAAAGACAAACAUCGCCUGGUGUACUUAGAAGAGGAUUCUUCAGAAAAGUGAUAUUCAGUUUUUAGCAAAUGCACUGGUCUUCUUAAGUAAUUGGUCUCUUUUAUUGCACCACCGUUUUGCCAAUGCUAUAACAAAACAUUUUAUCAGGGCUAACUGGUAGCCUUGAUAAGUCUUCUCUUACCAUUUUUGUUUUCUUCUGAGACAGUUUUAUUCUUUAUGUAUAACUGUGAUAAUGCAUUUAUCUUCUGUAAAUAUGUGUGUGUGUUAUACUUCAAUAUGCAAUAAAAUACUGGAAUCCAGUUGUACAUCUGGAAAAAUAAUUUAAUACUCAUGUUCUUUAACUUUGACAAAACUAAUCAAUUUGUAGCAGAAACUAAUUCAUUGGAUUAAUAUAAAACUGUUUCUUAAACAUAGAGACAUAUUGUGUAUUUACAUUGCUGUAUCAACCCUUAAUACCAGUAAAGUAUAUUUUAAUUUGAUUUUGUUAUGUUUCGUAACUUCAAAACAUUAAAAUAAUUCAAAGGACAACAUGGGAGUCUGAAA
Hypanus sabinus (Atlantic stingray) is the source of this 2131-nucleotide messenger RNA. RefSeq names its product N-myc (and STAT) interactor (gene nmi). The coding region runs from base 434 to 1639 and encodes 401 amino acids. The transcript has 12 exons. The record is from RefSeq and is a predicted model, not a curated record. NCBI's taxonomy places the organism in Eukaryota, Metazoa, Chordata, Chondrichthyes, Myliobatiformes, Dasyatidae. Gene Ontology annotation, cellular component: cytoplasm.